Hansenula ciferrii is the source of this 2772-nucleotide messenger RNA. RefSeq names its product Sin4p (gene SIN4). The coding region runs from base 1 to 2772 and encodes 923 amino acids. The transcript has 2 exons. Gene Ontology annotation, biological process: positive regulation of DNA-templated transcription. NCBI's taxonomy places the organism in Eukaryota, Fungi, Ascomycota, Saccharomycetes, Phaffomycetales, Wickerhamomycetaceae. Gene Ontology annotation, cellular component: mediator complex. The record is from RefSeq and is a predicted model, not a curated record.
AUGUGUUUAGAUAGAAAAUUAAAAAUAAGUUGGUCUAAAAAUGGGUUCAUUGCAUAUUCUGAUUUAACACCAACUAGUAACUUAUCAAUAACUAAAUUGGAAUCAAUUAAAGGUUCUUCAUGGAGAUUGUCACCUAAAAAGAUAUAUCAAAUUAAAACAAAUCCAUUAUCAUCAUUAAAUCCAAUUACAAAUGUUUAUUGGUCAACUUCAGGUAUGGACCUUGCCAUCAUUGAUGAUCUUGGAAACCUUACAAUUCUUUCUACAGGUGUUUUGAAAACAAAUUCUUCUCAUCAAUUAUCAUGUUUUGAAGAUGUUGAUAUCAUUUAUCAAGAUGAUGUUUGUGAAAGACCUUUAAACACUAAACAACCAAAAUUAUUAAAUUCAUCUCAAAAUGGUGGUGAUUCAACCACAAAAGUUAUAUCAUUUAAAUGGUUGAAUGUUGAUAAACCAAUCAUUUCAAAUUCACCUGCUGUUAGAGUUCAUACUACACAAGAGUCAAUGGUCUCCUCAGGAGCCGCUGCAGAUGGUGCUGCUGCUUCUUCAGAUUCUUCAGGUUAUGCAUAUAGCUAUGCCGUUCAUCAAUAUAAAUCAUAUGGUAUAUUACAUCCAAUUCAAGGUAAAUCUGGGUUCUUUGCAGUACGAAGAAAUGGUGAAGUUGAUUUUUAUUAUCAGGCAACAGUUCAAGGAUCAGAUUUUCAAAAAACAAGUGUAUUAUUAGAAGAUGUUGAUAAUAUUAAUUCACUUUGGUUGAAACAUGCAGAUAUUGGGUUUAAUAGAGAUGGUUCAUUGAUUGUUGCUACUUAUAGUCCCCUUGUAAAAGCUUUAAGGGUAUAUCAAGUUAAAAUAGAUUGGGGUACUGUUAGCUCAACUACUAAAUUGUCUCCAAAAUUAUCAGUUGUGAAAUUGGUAUCUGAGCCAUUGAAUAUAAUAGGAGAUAAUGGCUUUCCGCAAGAAUUGAAUGGAAUUGAUAUAAUAUCACCUAAUUUCUCAUUAGAUACAGAACUUGAGAUUUUGUUAACAUUUAACGGACCUGGUGUUGUUGGUGGUAAGACUUUAUUGAAAAAACUUCAAUUAUCAAAUGAGUUUAAAAACUUAAGAUUCAAGAACGAUGGUUUUAAUAAUGAUAGUGCUAUAACGGUUGAAAAUUAUACAAAUUUAGCUUCAACUGGUGAUAUUUUACUACAACAAGAGGUUUUAGAUAUAUCUUUCAAAAAUUUUGAAUUUAUAAUAGCAAUUACAUUGGCAAAUGGUGAAAUUCAAUUAAGAAAUAGAAAAUCAUUAAAUCUUCUGGGAAACAAGAAUAAUGAACCAAUACCACAAUCUAUCUCAACUCUACUUGAUGCAGGAUAUGAAUUUCCUUUACCAGGAUUCAAACCAGAUGCUGUUUCAAUAUCACCAAAUAUAUGUGGUUAUGUUGUUUACAAUCCACAUGAUCGUUUAUUAAAAUAUCAUACAACCUCAAGACCAACCUCAAACUUGGUUAAAGGUGAAGUACUGACGCUAUCUGCAGCUUUUGGUUAUAAAUAUUCAUCAGCAUGUUUCACAAAUCUAUCUUCAGAUGAUUUGAUAAUUGCUAUUCAAAGUGAAAUUUUCAAAAUUAAAGAUACACAAUUGAAAAAUCAACUUAUAUUAGCCAUAUUAGAAGAAAGUCAUAGAGCUUUAAACUUCUCGUUAGAUCAUUCAAAAGAUCAAAUUGAUAGAUUACUUGUUAACCCUCCUAUUCAAAAGCUUCUAUCUUUACAAUAUUCAUUGGGUAAAUUAACAUCUACUAAUGAAACCACAUUAAUAGCAUUAUCGAUCCUGAAUUUAAGACUUGUUGCUUUCAGUUUAAUGUUAAGUUUGAGAACUUUAUUUCAUCAUCAACAAAGAGUUACUAAAAAGGGGAAUGAAAGUUUAAUGGACUCUAUAUAUAGAAGUGAAAGUGUUUUAAGUACUUUAGGUACCAUUAAUUGGUUUAUGGAAUUUUUGAUUUUCACUGUUCAAGAGUUGAUAAAUGUUGUUCAUAGUGAUGACUUGCAAGAUAAAAGCCAUUUUAACACCAUUAUGCUCUCGUUACUUUUGUCCAAGAUUCCAAGAUCACUAAUGGUUUAUUCUAUUGCUGGUAUCAAAAGAAUUGAUGGAUUUUUGGUGAAAGUACAAGAUUUGAACAAUACAAGUAAUCCAGGAUCUUUGAAUAUGGAAGUUUUAAAUAAAAGUAUUGAAAGAUAUAAACAUUUGUUGACAUUGAUUGACUUGGAUAAAUUUGAAAAAUUUCUUUCAGACACUGAAAACUUAUUUCAUAGGCAAUUGGAUAAAUCAUCAGCAUUAAGUAUAGAACAAACCUUGGUGUUCCAAAACAAGAUUCCAUCAGGUUAUCAAGUUUCAAUUGAUGCGAUGCUAAACAAAUUUCAAGAAUUAUUACAAGAUUCACCAAAUUUAUCGGAAUUAUAUUUCCAUGAUACAAGAUGGUUGAACUUACAAAUCAGAACAAACAAAAAUCCAAGUAAAAUUUUUAAAGGCCCAGAGGACAAAGUACCAAUUCUUUUUGGUACCAAUGAAACUUUAAUCGAUGAUGUUACAAAAGUUGUCAUAACAAACAAGGAAAAAUUGAAAAAAUGUUUAAGAUGUGAAUAUAUUACUUCAAAUGAUACUGAAGGAUAUUUUUCAAGCUCAAUCAAAGGAGCCAGUUCCAAUGCUAACUUGAAUCAUUGGCCCGUUGCAUUUCAUAGAACAUGUCUUUGUGGUAGUUGUUGGGUUUACAUCACACCUAAUGAAGUAUCUCAAGGCUUCUAA